Stereum hirsutum FP-91666 SS1 is the source of this 1361-nucleotide messenger RNA. Its product is annotated as actin-like protein ARPC3. The record is from RefSeq and is a predicted model, not a curated record. The transcript is spliced from 6 exons. Gene Ontology annotation, molecular function: actin filament binding. Gene Ontology annotation, cellular component: actin cytoskeleton; Arp2/3 protein complex. The coding region runs from base 1 to 1218 and encodes 405 amino acids. NCBI's taxonomy places the organism in Eukaryota, Fungi, Basidiomycota, Agaricomycetes, Russulales, Stereaceae. Gene Ontology annotation, biological process: Arp2/3 complex-mediated actin nucleation.
AUGGCUGCUCCCGAAGUCUACAACAUCGCCCAAGUGCCCAUCACAGGACAUGCCUUCAACGCUGAUCGCAGUCAGGUUGCUGUGAGCUUGAACUCGAAUGACGUCCAAAUAUUCUCCCGCUCUAGCCACGACUGGCAGCCCACCGAGACGCUCUCUGAACAUGACAAGAUCAUCACCUCCAUCGAUUGGGCUCCUAACUCCAACCGCAUCGUGACCGCUUCUCAGGAUCGCAACGCAUACGUGUGGCAACAGACCCCCGACCCUCAGACCGGUCGUACCAUCUGGAAGCCCACCCUCGUCCUACUGCGGAUCAAUCGCGCCGCAACGUUCGUUCGGUGGAGCCCCAAUGAAGACAAGUUCGCCGUUGCGAGCGGUGCUAGGGCUAUCGCCAUAUGCUCGUUCGAUCCGGACAACGAUUGGUGGGUUUCGAGGCUGCUCAAGAAACCCAUACGUUCUACCGUCCUCUCCGUCGACUGGCACCCGAACAAUGUCUUGCUCGCUGCCGGUAGUGCAGACAUGAAAGCGCGCGUUUUCUCGGCGUACAUCAAGGAUGUGGACAAGAGGCCUGCUGCGACCGUCUGGGGAGAGAAGCUUCCGUUUAACACGAUCUGUGGCGAAUACACCAGCCCCUCAGGCGGUUGGGUUCACGCCGUCGGAUUCUCUCCUUCAGGAGACGUUCUUGCCUAUGCCAGUCAUGACAGUACCAUCACCAUAGUCUACCCCGCUGGUCCUGCCUCCUUCACUAUCCGUGUCAACUCUCUUCCCUAUGUGACUCUGACCUGGACUUCCGAGGACGCCAUCGUCGCCGCGGGUCACGAUUGCCAGCCCACACUCUUUUCCGGGUCCGAGUCUGGUUGGCAGGCCGUCGGCUCUCUCGACGAUACCACCGCCCCCAAAUCAGCUGGAAGCGGUCGCAGUGCUCUGGGUGGUGCAUCCCCUGUCGGAAGGCUCAACAGCGCUGCCUUCAACACAUUCAAGAAUGCAGACUCGCGCGGUAUUGGCGGUGGUCCUGGUGGAAUGGGUGGAGCUGGUGGUAGCGGCGAUACUGAGUUGUUCACGGUGCAUCAGAAUACCAUUACGAGCGUGAGACCGUAUGAAGGCGACAGGAGUAAUGUGACGAAGGUGAGUACUAGCGGAGUGGACGGAAAGUUGGUCGUUUGGAAUGUGAAUGCGGUAGGCGGGCUCGGUAGCAAAAUGGGCGGGUUGAGGUUGUCGUAAACGAGGACUUUACUGUACGCAGUACCCGAAUUCUUUGAAUAGACAACUAAAUCUAAUUGUAGUUCACGAGGGAUGUAAUUGUGUGAAUUUAACGUUACGACGUGUUUUCUUUUGCUACCAUCAGCUUGAGAAAACUCUCAUUU